AGGUGGGUGCAGGCGUCCCAGAGAGACCCUGACUCCAUCUCCCAGGAGCCUCGGGAGCUGCGGUGUUGGCGCCGGGUAGCGAGAGGCCGGUCUCGGAGUCCCCAGCCCGGCUGCGUGCCGCUGUGUUUUGGGGAUGAGGAGUCUGAGACCUACACGAGUUAAGUGCCUCAGUUCAUAAGAAUUGGAGCCCAGGACACCACUGUAUCAGCCUGCCACUAGGUCUAAAGGAGCGCUUGAGCAGAAUGGCUGUCGGAUGGUUUUACCUGUCCUGCCUGGUGCUGGGGUCCCUGGGCUCCAUGUGCAUCCUCUUCACCAUUUACUGGAUGCAGUACUGGCGCGGUGGCUUUGCCUGGGAUGGCAGUACGUACAUGUUCAACUGGCACCCGGUGCUCAUGGUUACUGGCAUGGUGGUGUUCUACAGUGCUGCGUCACUGGUAUACCGUUUGCCCCAGUCGUGGGUGGGACCCAAGCUGCCCUGGAAACUCCUCCAUGCAGCCCUGCACCUGAUGGCCUUCAUCCUGACGGUGCUGGGACUGGUUGCCGUCUUUAAAUUUCACAACCAUAACAAAAUCGCCAACCUCUACUCGCUGCACAGCUGGCUGGGUAUCACCGCCGUCUUCCUCUUCGCCUGCCAGUGGUUCCUGGGCUUUGCCGUCUUCCUGCUGCCCUGGGCGCCCGUGUGGCUGCGCAGCCUCCUUAAACCCAUCCACGUCUUCUUUGGAUCCUCCAUCCUCUCUCUGGCCAUUACGUCUGUUAUUUCCGGCAUUAACGAGAAGCUUUUCUUCAGUUUGAAAAAUGGCACCAACCAGUACUCCCACCUGCCCAGUGAGGCCAUCUUUGCCAACAGCACUGGGGUGCUCGUGGUGGUCUUCGGGCUGCUGGUGCUCUAUAUCCUUCUGGCUUCAUCUUGGAAGCGCCCAGAGCCGGGGAUGCUGACUGACAGACAGCUGCCGCUACAGCUGAGGCCUGGAUCCCGGCCUUUCCCUGUGACUUACAAGCCUGUCGCUGUCAGGCAGCCCUGCGAACCCUGGUAACCUGCUCUCCCAAGAACAGACCUGUCCCCAGCUGGCCCAUUCGGGAUGCGUAGCAGGGGUGCCUCAGACUUCUGUACGUCUCCUUGCUGGAAGGUUCAACCUUGCUCUCUGGGCAGGGCCCUAACCCAGCUCAUUUUCACUCUCCAGCUCACCACGAAACAUGCCUAGUUCUGGUGCGUUGUGCCCAGCAGAGCCCUGGGUACCACGGCCACCUUCAGAGGUGUUCCUUGCUCAGAAUCAAAGUGCCUCACCUGCUCCCACCGUGGCGGCUUGCCUGGCCAAACCCAGUGUUGUGUGUUAUGCCAGAGUGUGAGCUGUUGGCUCUUCCCCAGAGGAGAAACUGGGGUGGGGAGGGAGGCAUGUUGCUCCUCUCCUAAAUGUUGGCACUGUGGCUUUUCCUGCUCUCUCCAGACAAGUGCUGCCAGGUCCCAGGCUCCAUGCUGCUGUGCAUGGAUGACAAGUAGCAUGGCACCUGGGGUCCCGAGCGCGCUUACUCUUAGUAGGUGGCGAUGAGGCCGACUGUCCACCCCAACCCACGUGGCCAGAUGUCGGCAGGAGGGCUAUGAUUGAGCUUCCGGAGUGGAUGAAGUCUUCAAAGCCAUUGGGAUGACUGCCAGGCACCUUGGUCACACGACCAGCUCCCCCGCUUUCCAUAUGGGUGGGCAUUUUGCUUGUUUAUGAAGCCUGAUUUUCAUUAAACAUGUUUUUAAGAAU
Molecule: messenger RNA, 1748 nt
Organism: Ceratotherium simum simum (southern white rhinoceros)
Lineage: Eukaryota; Metazoa; Chordata; Mammalia; Perissodactyla; Rhinocerotidae
Gene: CYB561A3
Product: cytochrome b561 family member A3
Cellular component (GO): lysosomal membrane
Molecular function (GO): oxidoreductase activity
Source: RefSeq, a predicted model, not a curated record